Messenger RNA from Prunus armeniaca (apricot), 192 nucleotides. NCBI's taxonomy places the organism in Eukaryota, Viridiplantae, Streptophyta, Magnoliopsida, Rosales, Rosaceae. The record is from the annotation of a GenBank genome assembly.
AUGACGACGACAACGACCUCGACCCCCACUCCGAUGAUGACACCGACCCCGACCCCAAAUUUGUCUUUGAUUCAGACCCCGAUCCCGACUUCGACUCUGACUCCGACCCCAACUCAAGCUCAGAUCCCAAUCCAAAUUCCUACUAAACCUGUAUCCUAUACAUCUUCCGCUGCGCAGAUUAUGACUUCUUGA